This is a messenger RNA of Solanum dulcamara, 832 nucleotides long. RefSeq names its product 60S ribosomal protein L24-like. Bases 89 to 583 code for a protein of 164 amino acids. The transcript is spliced from 5 exons. Gene Ontology annotation, biological process: cytoplasmic translation. Gene Ontology annotation, cellular component: cytosolic large ribosomal subunit. NCBI's taxonomy places the organism in Eukaryota, Viridiplantae, Streptophyta, Magnoliopsida, Solanales, Solanaceae. Gene Ontology annotation, molecular function: mRNA binding; structural constituent of ribosome. The record is from RefSeq and is a predicted model, not a curated record.
UGGGCCCUUUAACCUCUAUUCUUAUAAAUUGGUAGCUCAUUAGGGUUUCAAAUUCAUUGACGGAGGGCGGCUCGCAACAGCAUCAACCAUGGUUCUCAAGACAGAACUUUGUCGUUUCAGUGGUGCCAAGAUUUACCCUGGGAGAGGUAUCAGAUUUAUUCGUGCAGAUUCUCAGGUGUUCCUAUUCGUCAACUCAAAAUGCAAACACUACUUCCACAACAAGUUAAAGCCAUCCAAACUCACUUGGACAGCUAUGUAUAGGAAGCAACACAAGAAGGAUAUUGCACAAGAAGCUGCUAAGAAGAGGCGACGUACCACCAAGAAGCCUUACUCUAGGUCCAUUGUGGGUGCAACCUUGGAGGUAAUCCAGAAGAAGAGAACUGAAAGGCCAGAAGUUCGAGAUGCUGCCAGGGAGGCUGCUCUUCGUGAAAUUAAGGAAAGGAUCAAAAAGACUAAGGAUGAAAAGAAGGCUAAGAAAGCAGAGGUUCAAGCCAAGUCCCAGAAAGCUGGAGGAAAGGGCAAUAUGUCCAAAGGAGGUGCAUCGAAAGGUCCUAAGCUUGGUGGCGGUGGAGGAAAGCGUUAAGCUGCUGUUUAUGUUGUUUCCUUAUUAGUAAUAGAGUGCCUUGUUUGUAGAGACUGUAAGCGGAGACCUUCAUUUACAAGUAUCUCAUAGUUACAUCUGCAGACAAAUUUCUCGUCGACAGUUUUGCAUUUGGUUGAAUAUGCAGCUGUUGAUUCCCCACAUAGUGUUAAUUGGGUGUGGGUGCAUUCUCUAUUACAGAUGUAGUUUUUUGACUCAUAAACAAUAUAUUUUUGAAAUCUGUUUCUUCGA